AGCAUUUAUAUAUUAACUGGGCUUCAUACAGCGAAUGAGCUAACUCGAAAACUGCCAAAUAACAACUCUGUGUUGGAUAAAAUGCACUUUAGCCGAAAUGUCAAUUUGUCAACGGAUAAUUUUGACAGCUCCAAAUUUUGGGUUCUUUAUCGCUUCUAAAAUUUUCACAUAUCUUGUUUUUUCCCCAAAUUUGCAAAAAUUCUACGUAAAAUCAAAUUAUCUCUGCAGCAUCGUAAACGUAAAUCUAAACAGCAAAAUCAAUCGCUAUUUGGAGUUCCGACAACUGCUACAAUAGUUACUAUAAGUGAAGUGGUUACCGUCACAGAGAAAUCAGUAAACGAAGUCGGGGAAACCGCGGUCAUGGAUACCACCAAUCUUAAUCGGGUGCUAAAUCAGACUUUGCGUCAUCCGUUGCACGGACUGCUCUUUAAAUAUACCAAUGUUAUGAAAGGUUGGCAGUACCGCUGGUUCACUGUUGAUGCACAUACAGGCACACUUAGCUAUUACUUAUGUGACUCCUCUUUAACUGGAGAUGAAGUAACACCAUCCGCACAAGUUCUGGCUUGUGCGCCGCGUGGUCAAGUCCAACUUGCAGGCGCUGUGGUCUGUCCUAGUGAUGAAGAUUCACGGACGUUUUCUAUCGGUUGUGCAUCUGGAGAUACAGUCAAAUUGCGUGCUGCCGAUGCACGUUCUCGGCAAGAAUGGGUAGAUGGUUUGCGGGCAGUCGUGGAGAGUCACACCAAAGCAAUGGAUAUUAGUAAUUCAUCACCACUGCCGCCUCGGGAGUUGCUUGCUGCUUCUGAUGCGAUGGUAUCAGCCAGACAAGCACUCUAUCUAACCGAACAAUGCAAUGCAUCGCUUGCGCGUACAAUUGAGAAUAUCGAAUGUGAAACCUUUUCGCCGACAGAUCCAGAUUUGCUUUUGCUGAAAGCCAUUUCGACUGCUAGCACACAAUGUUUACAUCAGUGCCUAAGCCUAUUGCAACGACAUGAAGAGAUACACAGUACAAGUGUUGAAUCAGCGGGCGCUUUUUGAGACGACAUAAGUUUUUAAGCUUCAUUGGUUGCAAUUGUGAAUUAUGAAUUCGUUUUUAAGUGCUUAAGUACGUUGUUAUUUUGUUCAUAUAUUUAAAUGUGUAUGGUUGCAAAUUAUAAUAUAAGUGCAAUCGUAAAACAAUUUAAUUUUAUAACCGAUGUGCUUAUACACUCUCUACUGUUAAACAUUUGAAAAUUUAUUGGAAACCUUAAACACUUAUUCACAAUAUGUGCGUAUAUGUAUACAUAUAUUAUGAAAGACAUUUACACUUUAUUACAAAUUACAUUAACGAUAUUUAUUCAUAUACAUGUUUUAGGUAAGAAUACAUUCGAUGGAGUUAUUAAAUAUACGCACACAUCUUAAGCUUAAAAUGCGGAAAUGAAA
Molecule: messenger RNA, 1419 nt
Organism: Anastrepha obliqua
Lineage: Eukaryota; Metazoa; Arthropoda; Insecta; Diptera; Tephritidae
Product: oxysterol-binding protein-related protein 11-like
Exons: 3
Coding region: 361-1035 (224 amino acids)
Source: RefSeq, a predicted model, not a curated record